Molecule: messenger RNA, 1741 nt
Organism: Aspergillus ibericus CBS 121593
Lineage: Eukaryota; Fungi; Ascomycota; Eurotiomycetes; Eurotiales; Aspergillaceae
Product: zinc-binding alcohol dehydrogenase family protein
Exons: 1
Coding region: 484-1515 (343 amino acids)
Molecular function (GO): oxidoreductase activity, acting on NAD(P)H
Source: RefSeq, a predicted model, not a curated record
AUCGAAAGAACCUGCGAUACUAGGCUCCACUCCGUAGACUGGUCGUUCAGUCCCGGGAUUUCCCCAAGGCCGAGGCCAAAAGGGGAUGAUGGGGCCCUUUGAUGACCCUAGGCCUAGUUAGGCUAGUCUUGCGCAGGAGCGGAUCCGAUAAGCAAUCAGAUGCUUGCAGCCCUGCUGGGUACGGGGUAAUAGACCACCUCCAUGACAGUCAUCUCCCCAUGUAAACCGCAUUCGCAAGGACAUGCAUUGCCAAGUCUGCGCAUAAUUUCACCAAGAGGAUACUCGGACCCGGAGACCGACCAGUAUCUCCGAAGACGAUGAUGUCCGACCGCGCUCUGAGGGGGUAUAUAAACCUGUCUCAUCCCAGGGAUAGUUAAAAGCACACCAAAUCAGCACUCUUCCCAAUUCAUCCGAGCGCAUCUCCCCUUUGUUCAGCGAGAAUUAUUCUUUGUCCAAAUUUCCCCUACCUCAGAGCCAGCAACCAUGUCUACUUCCACCGGCAACGCCGCAGCCUGGCUCACGGCCGCCAAAGCCCACCCUUUUGAGGUCAAGGAGGCACCCCUCUGGAAGCCCGGAGAGAACGAAGUCCUGGUGUGGAACCAUGCUGUCGCUAUCAACCCCAUCGACCAUGCCCAUCAGACCGUCGCUUGGUGGCCCAUGAAUUACCCCACGAUGCUGGGUCAGGAUGUGGCCGGAGAAGUGGUCGCCGUGGGUCCCAACGUGACUCGCUUCAAGCUUGGAGAUCGUGUCCUUGGCCACGCAGUUGGCAUGGCGACCAGGCGCAAUCAAGACAAUGCCUUCCAGGAACAUACCAUUGUGCAGGUCAAUAUGGCCAGCGAACUUCCGGACAACAUCCCAUACGAAAAUGCCGCAGUCAUUCCCCUGGCAUUCUCGACAGCAUGCUGUGGUCUCUUUCAGGAUGAGUUCCUGAAGAUGCAGCUGCCAACUGAGCCCCGCGCCCGAUCCACUGGGAAGACGCUGCUUGUCUGGGGAGGCGCAAGCUCCGUGGGCAGCAAUGCCAUUCAACUCGCCGUGGCAGCUGGAUACGAAGUUAUCACCACGGCAUCGCCCAAGAACUUCAAUUAUGUCAAGAGACUGGGAGCUAGCCAGGUGUUCGAUUACAGCAGUCCCUCCGUUGCCGAGGAUCUCAUCCAAGCCUUGCAGGGCAAGACACUUGCCGGUGUUAUGGACUGUAUCGGUUAUUCUGCUACCCCAAUUUGUGCGGAUGUUGUGAGCAGGACCGAAGGAACCAAAUUUGUAGCAACAGUUCAGGGCCGUUUUCCUACACCACCAGAGGGAGUCAGCGUGAAACAGGUCUUCGGGACGACCAUCAAGGACAACUUCGUUGGAAAGGCGGUAUAUGAGGACUUCCUGCCUCACGCACUAAGGGCUGGCACUUUCGUGCCUGCUCCUGCGCCCCUGAUUGUGGGGAAAGGUCUGGCAAGCCUUCAGACCGCCGUGGACCGAUAUGGCGAAGGUGGCAUAUCCGCUCAGAAGCUCGUCACUUUGCUUUAAAUCAAAGACAGUUCCAACUGCCUGACAGGCGAUCCCAAAGCUGUUAUGGAAUUGAUUGCUUGAAUACGAAUAUGCGUCUUGCUCUUGUUUUAGUUGCAUUCUGCUUGAAAUCAACCUAGGCUGUGUUUAUGGCAAUGUCAUCUCCGUAGGGGUCUUUUUAAUGAUAGGCUAAUUAGUUCGGGACUUCCCAUGUGGAGAUCCAUUAGUGCUUACCCGCGCACAGCCC